Ramularia collo-cygni is the source of this 375-nucleotide messenger RNA. RefSeq lists its product as uncharacterized. The transcript has 3 exons. The record is from RefSeq and is a predicted model, not a curated record. The coding region runs from base 1 to 375 and encodes 124 amino acids. Lineage: Eukaryota; Fungi; Ascomycota; Dothideomycetes; Mycosphaerellales; Mycosphaerellaceae.
AUGGCCUUCAGAGCUUCGCCGGAUUGCGUUCGAAGUGGUCAAGAUGGCCCCUCUGCAGCCUCCACAGAAGGACUCAACAACAAGUCCGAGGAUGUGCCCCAGGACUCAGCUUGCGUGAGCCUGGCUGUUCCGACCGCCCUCGAAGAAGAAUUGAGCAAGUUGCAUCUUUCUGGUCAUGGGCCUCUCAGCGGACUUUCAAUUGGCCACUGCCAGACAAGGACUGGUUUGCGAAUUGGAUGGAAGAGUUGGAAACAGCCGGCACUUGCGUUCCAAUCUCAAGGUCGUGAGACGCAGAAUGACUCUCCAGGAAUGCAGCGUGAGAAGAAGCGAAACGUGCACAUACAGCCAUCCAGAUCUGAAGCGCAUGGAAGCUGA